Molecule: messenger RNA, 1239 nt
Organism: Megalobrama amblycephala (Wuchang bream)
Lineage: Eukaryota; Metazoa; Chordata; Actinopteri; Cypriniformes; Xenocyprididae
Product: olfactory receptor 146-like
Exons: 1
Coding region: 22-993 (323 amino acids)
Biological process (GO): G protein-coupled receptor signaling pathway
Cellular component (GO): membrane
Molecular function (GO): olfactory receptor activity; G protein-coupled receptor activity
Source: RefSeq, a predicted model, not a curated record
GAUUAAUAAUGUCUGUUAAUUAUGUAUUAUGUUAUUGUGUUUCAGAUUUGUGUACAGCAACCAAUGGACAACCUGACAUUCACAAACAGCAUUCUCCUCAUGGAGGGACUGAAAGUUACAUCUCAGUCAUCUCAACCUGUUUUCAUCCUCCUUCUCUUGACUUAUGUCUUUACAAUGGUAUCAAACAUUGGACUUAUAUUUUUGAUAUCAACAGAGAAGAAUCUGCAUGACCCAAUGCAUUUUCUAUUCUGCAACUUGCCACUGAAUGACAUACUAGGAACCACUGUCAUUAUGCCACGCUUGCUGCAGGAUAUUUUAAGGGACACCUCCGAGCGCUAUAUAUCAUAUGCAGAGUGUGUUAUUCAAGCUUAUUUUGUGCAUGUAUUUACAGUAGCAUGUCACUAUGUGCUGAUGAUCAUGGCCUUUGACAGAUAUGUGGCUAUAUGUAAUCCACUGCGAUACACAUCUAUAAUGACCAAUAAAAUGGUCAUUAAAUUAUCAGCAUUUGCUUGGGGCCUGGCGAUCAUUUUAGUGACAAUUAUGAUAGGACUUACUCUGCGUCUGUCUCACUGUAGGUAUAAAAUUGAAAACCCUUUCUGUGACAAUGCCUCACUGUUUAAACUGUCCUGUGAAAAUGUAGUCAUAAAUAAUGUGUUUGGACUUGUUUAUACCAUUGUUGUACUCAGUAUGUCAGCGAUGUGUAUUUUCAUAACAUAUGUCAAGAUUGCUACUGUAUGCAUAACCAGCAAAAACAAAACACUCAACAGCAAAGCCAUAAAAACCUGCAGCACUCAUUUAGCUGUUUAUUUAAUCAUGUGUGUUUCUGGAGCUACUUUUAUUUUCCUUCAUCGUUUUCCUGAAUACUCUGACAGCAGGAAACUAGCUAGUAUAAUGUUUCACAUUGUACCACCGGGAUUAAAUCCCUUAGUAUAUGGUUUACAAACCAAAGAGAUAAGACAAAAGAUUGUAAAACACUGGUGUAGAAAAAAUUGAAUUCCUCAAUGGAUUAUGUAUCUUCAUAGGCAAUAUUAUUUUAAUGGAUUGAGUGUGUGAAAAUAAUAUUUACUAUUUAGCUAAGAAUAACUGUAGUACUGUAACACUGCAAACACUGUAACUGUUCUGUACUCAAAUCCUUUUCAGUAUUUAUCAGUUGUUUGUAUGAGAAUUGUUGACUUAAAAUUUUAACUAAUUUAAAUUAAGUUGCAAGCACAUAUUACCUGGAAAAUAAAAAGGAAAAAA